Molecule: messenger RNA, 1428 nt
Organism: Papaver somniferum (opium poppy)
Lineage: Eukaryota; Viridiplantae; Streptophyta; Magnoliopsida; Ranunculales; Papaveraceae
Exons: 1
Coding region: 1-1428 (475 amino acids)
Source: RefSeq, a predicted model, not a curated record
AUGACCAGGGAUAUUAGUGAGGCUCAAAUUCGAUACAUCACCACCACAAUACGACCAGCUACGCAGCAAGAUCAUAAAGAUGGUCAGCAAUCUCAUCAGAAGAUACAUUUAAGCCCGUGGGAUCUCAAAUCUCUUGUACGCCCAUAUAUGCAACGGGGUCUUCUUUUUGCUAAUCCAAAGCAAAGGAAACAAGAUGCAGAAAAGAUCAUCACUCAGCUUAAAACGUCAUUGUCCUGCGCACUCGACCACUUUUACCCUCUUGCAGGUCGCAUUGCUACCACAGCCCAUGAUGACAACACUGUAUCUUUCUUCAUAGACUGCAAACCAGCUGGUGCAGAAUUUGUCCAUGCCUCAGCAGAUGUUACCAUAGCCGAAAUCAUGGAUUCCACCCAUGUACCACGCAUAGUUCAACACUCAUUCUUCACCCUCAAUGAUGUCGUGAACUACGACGGUCGAUCCAAACCAUUGCUUUCUAUACAGGUAACAGAACUAAUUGACGGUUUCUUUGUUGGUUGCAGUAUAAACCACACUGUUUGUGAUGGGAAAUCGUUUUGGCUUUUUUUCAAUUCAUGGUGUGAGAUUUCCAGGCGAGGCUCAUCAGCAGGAGAUCAGCAUAUAUCAUGUUUACCUAUUUUUGAUCGUUCGUGUCUAAUGAAUAAUAUGGAAAAAGAUUUGCCCAUUCGAUUCCCUUUAUCAACUGUUGAAAGCUGGCAAGGAUAUAAGUAUAUUCCACCUCCACUUGAUGAAAGAGUCUUUAUCUUCACUGAAGAAAACAUUGCAAAACUUAAAGCCAAAGCCAACUCAAAUAUUACUGCUUUUGCUCUUAAUCAGACGGCGAAAGAGGAUGCUGAUCAUAAGAAGGUUAUAAUCUCGUCUUUACAAGCAGUGUUGGCACAUGUUUGGGUAGCUGUAACACGAGCUAGGUGUUUAGAUCCAAAUGAAGUGACUGUCUAUUACUUAGCCAUAGGGGCUACAGGCAGGUUAAAUCCACCAUUGCCUAAAUUGUUCUUCGGAAACUCGUCCAUGGGUGAGGCUGCAACUGCUAAGGUGAGUGAAUUACUAGAAGUCGGUGGUUUUGAGUUGGGAGCAUCGUUAUUGAACGCGGUAGUUAGGUCAUUUGAUGAUGCAAAAAUUCGAAGUUUUGGGAAGUCAUGGAUGAAGAAACCUGAGGUAAACAAGAUGGAUUACUACUUGUCAAAUAAUUCGUUGCAAACUGGGGGCUCUCCAAGAUUCAAUAUGUUCGGAAAUGAUUUUGGUUGCGGAGAACCCAUUGCGGUGAGAAGCGGAAGCGCAAACAAAUGUGAUGGAAAGAUCACAUCAACUCCUGGACCCGUUUCUGGUAGUAUUGGCAUUGAAGCUUGCCUUUCAGCUAAGACGUUGAAGGCUCUGGAGAAUGAUACUGAGUUCAUGAGAUAUAUUACAAUUUAG